UGAUGGCGUCUUGUGUGACUAGCACCGGCCGGUUAUAUGUUCUUCUACUUGACAUACAAGGUUAUAUGGAAGGAGGUCGGAAGUGUGUCCAAUUCCUCGUGAAUAGCUAGGGCACUUACUACAGAGGAGUGAAUUACUUAAAUGAAGCUGGAGAAGCAUAUAUCACCUGCUGUCCGAGUGGCGGCUAUUGAAAGUGAAUAUAGUGGUUCGUGCGUGAGUUCUGCCGGCCCUUGCUGCGGGCAAUUGCCGUCGCCUUUUGCGGCUGGUAUGUAGGGAAUUCGAGGGUACUGCUACUCUUUUAAUGAUCACGGGUACCUCCAGGGGCGCAACUGCACGCCGCCGGCUAUCGAUGACUUCCCCGCCGAGCUGUUCACGGAGUCGCAGCGGCAGCACGGCGCCGUCGUCAUACACAUCCUCAUAUCGCUCUACCUUUUCAUCGCGCUCGCGGUCGUAUGCGACAAGUUCUUCGUGCCUGCUGUCGACAGAAUAUGUCACGCACUAAACAUGAGCAAUGACGUGGCGGGCGCCACGUUCAUGGCAGCGGCGACGUCGGCCCCGGAGCUGUUCGUCAACGUAAUCGGCACCUUCAUCACGGAGGGCGACAUCGGCGUCGGCACCAUCGUGGGGUCCGCCGUCUUCAACAUCCUCGCUGUUGCCGCCUGCUGCGGCAUCGGCGCUGGAAUGGUUGUGCCUCUCGACUGGUGGCCACUGACGAGAGACUGCCUCGCGUACGGCAUCACAGUGUCGAUCCUCAUCUGCAUCAUGCACGACGAGUACGUUCUCUGGUACGAGGCCUUCCUCCUUGUCCUCUUGUAUGGAGUCUACAUCUGUAUUAUGUAUUACGACAAAUCCAUACAGAACUUUGCUAAAGGUAGCUGGAAGUGCCUGAAAAAUUUUAUGAAUAAAACUGAUGAAAAGUCCGAUAAUAUUAUAGAAAUAAAAGAUACCAAAACCGCAAGUUCAACCAAAAUUGAAUCACCGGAGCACUGUCAACAUAAUGGAAAUGUCAAAGCAAUAAUACCACUUUACAAUAACGAUAAAGAGUGCGGGAAACCACUAGAAGUUGAUGAACAGAAUAAAGUAAUCAGCGUAGAGAUUGACAAAACAAGUGAUGAUAUUGCUUACGCGGAUGAUAGCCCGCACCAUGUGCCCCCGGAGAUCGCCAAAUCCAUCUCUGAUGAGUAUGAACACUCUUUAUGGAAAUUUCCAUUUAAAAGGAGCUGGUUUACGCAGACAACAUGGUUCGUCACCUGGCCGAUCCACUUGGUGUUUUUGUUUACAAUUCCUGAUUGUGAAAAGCCACGUUUCAAAAAUUGGUUUCCUUUAACGUUCAUUAUGUGUAUCGUUUGGAUUGGAUCACUAUCUUACGUAGUCGCUUGGAUGAUAACUAUAAUAGGGGAUACAUUAAUGAUACCUGAUUCCGUGAUGGGUAUAACAUUCCUCGCUGCUGGGACAUCGGUGCCUGAGGCCGUGUCGAGUGUUAUUGUCGCCAAGCAAGGGCACGGUUCAAUGGGAAUCAGCAAUUCGAUUGGUUCGAACACCUUCGACAUCCUGCUGUGCCUGGGGCUUCCGUGGCUCAUCAAGGCAUCGCUCACCCCUGCCGAACCUGGACUCUAUCUGGUAAAAAUUAACUCAAUGGGACUGGAGUACUCUGCCAUAUCACUGCUUUCGACGCUGCUGAUGCUGUACUUGACGUUUUGGUUCAACAAGUUUAAGCUCGACGCGGCGGUGGGUCGCGCCUGCCUGGCCAUGUACGCCAUGUUCUUGGUGUUGGCCACUCUCAUCGAGCUGAACGUCUUCUUCCCGGUCAACGUGCGGACCUGCAGGAGAGCGGAACUCAAGUCCUAGAUCAGUGUCGGAAUCCGAACCGAACGAUAAUAACAAGUGUGUUGUACUGUACUAUUCAAAGUUACAUCAUGCGUGCCGACCGACGACGGAAGUUCUUUCGCUAAAGCACUCGACAAGUCAAAUCGCCGUGUGUCAUCAUUUUUAUUGCUAAGUGCCAAUUUUUAAUUGCCUAGAUAGACUCAUUCCUACUUUCUCCUUGUAAAUGACGAAUAAUCAAAAUUGAAUAUGAUGAAUAUUACUGCUUUAAGCAAUUAGAGUUAAUUGUUGCAAGUAUCUACAUUUUAUUAACUGAACAUAAGUAAAUAAAUCUCUUCAAUCAGAAUCUCAAUCAAUCGAAAUAUUUUGGCAAGACAUUAUGAUAAUAUUCUUCAACAUUAUCGAAUCUCAUAAACUUAAUUCGUUAUUGGCGAAUUAGUUUCGUGUUACUUAUAAUUCAGUAAGUUUAAUAUGAUAAUGCACAUUAUUUAAUAAACGUUGUCAAGCAAGAUGUUGUAAAUAAUUAUGCGACGUAAUUAUAACAGUUUUAGAGUAACUAAAUAUAUAGUUUAUCAUUUUAAA
Molecule: messenger RNA, 2406 nt
Organism: Cydia pomonella (codling moth)
Lineage: Eukaryota; Metazoa; Arthropoda; Insecta; Lepidoptera; Tortricidae
Gene: zyd
Product: sodium/potassium/calcium exchanger 3
Exons: 10
Coding region: 505-1848 (447 amino acids)
Biological process (GO): intracellular calcium ion homeostasis; calcium ion transmembrane transport
Cellular component (GO): membrane
Molecular function (GO): calcium, potassium:sodium antiporter activity; calcium channel activity
Source: RefSeq, a predicted model, not a curated record